This is a messenger RNA of Neoarius graeffei (lesser salmon catfish), 2019 nucleotides long. RefSeq names its product signaling receptor and transporter of retinol STRA6 (gene stra6). The coding region runs from base 1 to 2019 and encodes 672 amino acids. Gene Ontology annotation, biological process: vitamin A import into cell. Gene Ontology annotation, cellular component: plasma membrane. Gene Ontology annotation, molecular function: retinol transmembrane transporter activity; signaling receptor activity. The transcript is spliced from 17 exons. The record is from RefSeq and is a predicted model, not a curated record. Lineage: Eukaryota; Metazoa; Chordata; Actinopteri; Siluriformes; Ariidae.
AUGAGUGCAGAACUUGCAAAGGAAGAUUACUAUGAUUAUCCAGAUUUUUAUGAUAAUGCCGUACCCACUAAGCCUCCUAUGGAAGUUAUCCCACCAUGUGACUCAAAAGCUGAUGAAAGUCUCUCCUACAUAUGCAUCACAGCCAUAUCUUUUGUGGUCAUGCUGAUCCUGGUGAUGUUGGCAAGGCGGCAGAAAGUUGUAGGCGGUCUAAAAGGAAUUCCAGCUUUACUCGGCCCUGUGAAUUUUUUAGAGCAUACACAGCACAAAGCAUUGUCUGUGGCUGUGUUUGGAGUCCUUUUCUGCAGGCUUGUUAGACUGGUUCUAUCCCCAAGCCCACUGCCCUUUACCAAGGAUGCACAAAACAAAGAGUAUUGGCUGAUCCUUGCUCUGUUCUACUACCCUGCUUUGUAUUACCCCUUGCUGGCUUGUGGUACCCUCCACAUCAUGGUCGGCUAUGUGCUGGGCACUCUGUUGUCUUGGACACAUCUGGGCAUCCUCAUCUGGCAUAAAGUCGACUGCCCCAAAACACCACAAAUAUAUAAGUAUCAUUCCCUGUUGAGCAGCCUGCCAGAGAUUGCCUGUUUGGCAUUUCUCAGUUUCCAGUAUCCUCUUCUCCUUUUUAAGGGCUUUAAAGGAAAAGAGAAAAGCGAUCCCUUUGAGGACCUAAAGAACAGCUACUACACAGACUAUGUAAAGAACAUCCUCAAAAAGAAGAAAGCAUCUCAGGCCAGUUCAAGCAGCUCUAGACCCAAGCUGGUUGAAAGAAUCACUUACGCAUUCAAGUCUUACAUAUACACACCUAAAGAGGUAUUUAGGUUCCCUCUGAAGUUAGCCAUCUCUCUGGUUGUUGCAUCUAUUGCUCUUUAUCAGAUGGCCCUCUUGCUGGUCAUUGGAGUAGUGCCCACUCUCCAGAUUGUCCGAAAAGGAGUGAACGAAGACAUUGCAUUUCUCCUGGCUGGUUUUAAUAUAAUUCUGUCAGAUGAUCGGAAAGAGGUGGUUAAGAUAGUCGUGUACUACAUGUGGUGUGUUGAGGUAUGCUAUGUCUCAGCAGUAACCCUGACCUGCUUGGUUAAUUUGAUCAUGUUUAUGAGGUCCAUGGUCUUGCACAGGUCCAAUCUGAGGGGGCUGUACAGAGGGGAUAUCUACAAUGUGUAUAACUGCCAGAGGAACAUAAGACCAUCACGUCCUGCCCUGGUGUGCUGGAUGGGCUAUACCAGCUACCAAGCCGCAUUUAUUUGUCUGGGCAUGGUCAUUCAGACUCUGGUGUUCUUCAUUUGCUUUCUGUUUGCUGUGUUCUUCAUCAUCAUUCCCAUCUUAUAUGGAAAGAAUCUUUUGUUCUUCCACAUCAUUGGCAGAAUGUGGCCAUUCUGGCUGAUGUUGUUACUGACUGUGCUUAUCCAGCACCUUGCAUCCAGGUUCUUCUUCAUUAAAAAGGAAGCUGGAACACAAGACUUAACUAACAGGGGAUGUCUGUUCCUUCUGACCUACCUGCUAUUUCCUGUCAAUGUACUGGUGGGUGUGUUGGUGGGAAUUUGGAGGUUGGUCAUCACAGCUCUUUUUAAUAUUGUCCAUUUGGGCCGCAUGGACAUCAGCCUUCUCAACCGCAAUGUGGAAGCUUUUGACACAGGGUAUCGCUGCUAUGCUCAUUAUUUAAAGAUUGAGGUCAGUCAGUCUCACCCAGUCAUGAAGGCCUUCUGCGGGUUGUUGUUACAGUCUCCAAGCCAUGACAAAAGCACUGGCGAUGCGGCACGUAAUGCGGAGGAAGGAAUUCAACUGGUUUCACAGAACAAGAAAGAGAACAAUGUACCCAGUGCUAAGAAAACACGUGGACACUGGCAUCUCCUCUACACACUAGUUAACAAUUCAUCCUUGGUGGGGUCCAGGAAACACUUUCAGAGACAGAGCUCAGAGAGCGUCCUAAACGGGACUUUCAAAAGGAGCUCCAAAGCAGACAGCAAAAAGGAGGGCGGCACCACAGCAGCCAGCAAAGAGGGAGAGGGACCUGCAUCUAAGGGCUGA